Molecule: messenger RNA, 1344 nt
Organism: Knipowitschia caucasica
Lineage: Eukaryota; Metazoa; Chordata; Actinopteri; Gobiiformes; Gobiidae
Source: the annotation of a GenBank genome assembly
AUGGUGGUGACACGUUUGGAGCUGGAGUUGCGGUACCACGGGGAGAAGUUGCGUGGCGUCACAUGGAAGUUGACCCGAUCGGAGCAUGGGUUCCUUCCAGAGAGUUCCUGGCUGAUCGCUGCUCAGGUCACCGUGCCUCUGCUGGUGUCCGGGCUCGGGAUGGUCUCCGCCGGAAUCGUCAUGGAUCUUAUACAACAUUGGGAGGUGUUCAAGGUGAUCACUGAAGUCUUCAUCCUGGUUCCAGCGUUGGUGGGACUCAAAGGAAACUUGGAGAUGACCCUGGCUGCUCGGCUCUCCACCGCGGCAAACACGGGUCAGAUGGAUGAUCCUGACAAGCAGUGGUUAAUGGUGUUCAGCAAUCUGGGCCUUAUACAGGUCCAGGCCACGGUGGUGGGCUUCCUGGCCGCUGUGGCUGCCAUAUGUUUAGGGGCCAUCUCCAGAGGUGGAGUGGAGAUGGACCAGGCCGCUGUCCUGUGUGCCAGCAGCAUCAUCACUGCUUUUGUAGCUGCUCUCUCUUUAGGUUUGAUUAUGAUCGGAGUAAUCAUUGGUUCCAAAAAGGUGGGCAUCAACCCUGACAACGUGGCCACUCCCAUAGCAGCCAGUCUCGGUGACCUGAUCACGCUGUCCCUGCUGGCCGGGGUCAGCAGUACCCUCUACGAAUACAUUGAUGUCUGGUACCUGUCCCCGUUGAUCUGCGUGCUCUUCUUGGCCCUGAUCCCUGUGUGGAUAAUGGUGGCCCAACGGAGCCCUCAGAUCAAAGAGGUGCUAAGGUCCGGGUGGCAGCCGGUCAUAGUCGCCAUGUCUAUUAGCAGUUUCGGAGGCGUUAUACUUGACAAAACAGUCAGUGAUCCAAACUUUGAGGGGAUGGCUGUCUUCACACCUGUUAUAAAUGGGGUCGGUGGAAACCUGGUGGCGAUCCAGGCCAGUAGGAUAUCCACGUACCUGCACUGCUGGAGCCUUCCCGGAGUGUUGCCGUAUCAAAUGAGGCAGCACUGGCCCAAUCCUUUUGUCACUUUCUUUUCUUCAGGGGUGAACUCAAAGUCUGCGCGGGUGCUGCUGCUGCUGGUGGUCCCGGGACACCUGGUCUUCCUUUAUGCCAUUUCUAUGCUGCAGGGAGACGAAGCCCCCAUCUCUCUGGCUUUCGUCGUCUGCUACCUGUGUGCGGCUCUUCUACAGGUGAGCAUCCUGUUGUACGUGGCUGACCUGAUUGUGCGCAUGAUGUGGCGGCGCAGUCUGGACCCGGAUAACUUCUCCAUCCCGUACCUCACGGCGCUGGGAGACCUGCUGGGCACUGGCUUCUUGGCCAUGUGCUUCCGCUGCGUGUCCCUGGUCCGCAGCCUCUGA